Caenorhabditis remanei is the source of this 1686-nucleotide messenger RNA. RefSeq lists its product as uncharacterized. Gene Ontology annotation, biological process: transmembrane transport. The transcript is spliced from 9 exons. Bases 1 to 1686 code for a protein of 561 amino acids. The record is from RefSeq and is a predicted model, not a curated record. Gene Ontology annotation, cellular component: membrane. NCBI's taxonomy places the organism in Eukaryota, Metazoa, Nematoda, Chromadorea, Rhabditida, Rhabditidae. Gene Ontology annotation, molecular function: transmembrane transporter activity.
AUGUCGAUCGAUGAGAGCCCUGAAGAUGAGGAAGAAGUUCCUACUGCUCAAACUACAAUCACAAGUUACUGUUCUAGUGACGUCAUCAACGAAGUGAUGAAUCCUUUGAUCGAGCAAGGUCUCAAAGCUCAAAAUGAGGGAGAAGAAGCGGGGAAAUUCAGUUUCUCCUUCCGACAAAUGGCCUCUUCGGCCAAAGUUACUCCAGUUAAAGACGUUGCUCAUCUUGAGGAAGCCAAUCAUGAGGAGGAUACGCCAAACGACAAGAUCAAACUUGAAUCGAUUUUCGAAGGACUCGGAAGCUUUGGAAGAUUUCAACAAAUCCAGUUUAUUCUGAUCUGUAUUCCAAUCGCGUUCGUCUCGAUGCAUGUGAUGAGUUGGACUUUCGUCGUCUCAUCAGCGAGAAAAAUAUGCAAUGAAACCAAUGAAACACUUGUUGAUGGAUGCGAAGAACUAGCAUAUUCUGCAUCUGACAGGUGGGAUAUGAAUGGGGAUAAUGCAUGGAUUCGAGCUACUGUUCAAUCAGUCUACUUCGUUGGACAAAUGAUUGGAUCGUUCACUUGUGGAGUAAUGGCUGACAAAAUCGGAAGGAAGAAAGUACUAUUCUGGUGUCUGGUUCUUCAAGUUACAUGUGCUCUUUUAUUGAUCAUAGCUCCAACUUGGUGGAUUUAUGCUCUUCUCAAAGCUGGAACUGGAUUCACUCAACCAGGAAUCUAUGGAGUUGCAGUCGUUCUAGGAAUUGAAUUAGUUGGAAAACAGUAUCGUAGCUUCAUUGCUGUGAUUGCCAAUGUCUUUGGAGUUGUCGGAGGGAUAAUUCUCUCUACUAUGGCAUACUAUAUCGUUGAUUACCGCCUUUUACAUGCAGCAAUUGCUAUUCCUUCUUUGAUUUUCAUCACAUACUAUUGGGUUAUUCAUGAGAGUGCUCGUUGGCUAGUUUCUCAAGAGAAGUACGAUGACGCCAACGUCGUUCUAUGUGCAACUGCUUCAAUGAAUAAGAAGACAAUGCCUAAAGAUUGGGCUGAUAAAAUGGAGAAGAAGGUGGAUGUGACCGCAACCAAGAAGAAGGAUUCAUUUGGGGCAGUUGACUUAGUCAGAACUCCACAAAUGAGAAAACGAACUCUUGCCAACUUUGUUAUGUGGCCGGUAACGACAAUGAUGUACUAUGGAAUGACAAUGAGAAGUGAUGUUGGAGGUGGAAGUCUCUUCGUGACUUUCGUCUCUUCUCAAUUGAUGGAACUUCCUGCAGUCAUUAUUGUUGCUCUGCUGAUUGACAGAUUGGGAAGAAGAAUCAUGUACUCUGGAUCGAUCUUCACUGCAGGAGUGUUUCUACUUGCUAACUGGCUAACUCACGAUUUGAUUCCAAAUCAAUAUGCAGUUGUGAUGCUUAUGAUUGCCAAAGGAGCUGUUUCGGUUUCGUAUACUGUUAUGUACACCUACACAUCUGAACUAUUCCCAACUGUUAUUCGAAAUACAGCUGUUGGAUGUUGCUCUACUAUGGCAAGAGUCGGAGCUGUCACUGCAUCUUUCAUUGCAUUUUUCUUGGUGGAUCGAUAUGGUCGUAUUGUGAUGAUAAUUCCAUUCACAAUUCUCGCUAUGUGCGCUUCAAUCGUUUCAUGGUUCAUGCUGCCUGAGACUGUUAAUAAACCACUUCCGGACUCGAUUUCCGAAAUCGAAGGGAACAAAAUAUAG